AUUGAAAGCGAUGAGACAUCUCAACAUCCAAAGCUUUCACUCAAACGGUAGAUCCAAUCGAGGCGAUUGAAAUUAGGUAAACUGUUAAUAAACGUUUUAGGAUUUGUAGCCUUCAAAUUGUUAGUAAGAAAGAUUCAGAAGAAGAUCUUCAAUUUCGUUGUUAUCAAUGGAAGACAACGCUUCGAAGUUAAAAGAUGAUGAGCGGCAAACGGUUGCCGAAGAGAAGGAACCAGAAGUUCUAACUGAAGAAUCAGAAGCUCAGUCGUCGAAGAAAUCCGGCGGCGGUUGGGGCGGCUGGGGUUUCACUGCUUUUUCUGUUUUGUCAGAUCUUCAGAAAGUCGCUGCUAAUGCUGCCGAAGAGAUCUCCCGCAAUGCUGCUGAGGUUGCAAAGAGCUUUCAAGAUGGUGAAGAAAUGUCCAAGGAUUCAGAGUCUUCCGAGGACGAUAAAGGUGAACCUGAUCUUAAAGAAGAGGAGAAGGAGAAAGAGGAAGAUGAUGAUGAGUUGCGUAAGGCUGCUUUGGACAAGCUGGGGAAUGCCAGUGAGGAUUCACUUCUUGGACAGGGUUUGAAGAUUCUUGAUGGUUCUGUGGAGAAUUUUGCUACAGGAGCAUGGCAAGCAUUGGGAAGUGUGUGGAGUGGGGGUUCUAAUAUUGUUCAAAAGAUUGAGCAUUCUGCAAUCAACCUGGCUGAUUCUAUCCAGCAUGGUGGAUUACCAGCAGCAGGGUCUGUUGCCCCUUCCAUUAUAGAGACUGGAAAAGCUUUCACUGCUAAGGGAAUGCAAGUGCUUGAACUUGUUGGCAAGGAGACCAUGGAUCUUCUGAUUGCAGAAACUGGUAUAGAAGUUGAGAAACAGAAGAUAACUGAACAGCAUCAGGAUGAGGAUCAGUUUUUGGAGGAAGUAACAUUUGAUAGGUGCUUUUAUAUUUAUGGAGGUCCUGAACAAUUGGAGGAACUGGAAGCAUUGUCCAACCACUAUGCUCUAUUGUUUAAUCGUAGAAAAGCGAAGCUGACAUCUGAUCAAAAGUCUUUUUAUGAUGGGAAGCUAAAACAUGUUCAACAAAUUUUUGGUCUAAACUCUGAAAUAGGGGGAAACGCUGAUCUUUUGGAGAAGGGAAAGAAUGUAGAGAUUAUCGCUGAGAGAGGUGCAGACGAGGUAAAGGAUUUGCAUGAUUCGAGUGUAGCAAGGGCUGCUGAAAUAGCUUCUGGCUUCACAAAUGCAAUAGCUGGUUUGGCAAAGAAUGACAUAAUCCCCAAAACUACUGGGAGAUUAGAUGCUCUUCAUUCCGAAGGAAUUCAUAGACUGUCAGAGAUAUGUAGUUAUGCAGUGUCACAGCUUCUGACACUUGGUAAAUCCAUCAUAUCGAAUUCGAGCAAUAUUCAGGAAGAAGAUGAUGGUAUAAAUACGUUAAACAUUGAGUGGCCUGAAGAUUCAGCUGAAAAGGCUAUGAUAGUUAGGACAAGGGCAAUACUAGCAACUAAAAAUGUGGAAUCAUUAUGCAGCAGUUUCAUCACAGGUAUAACAGAUGUGGCUGAAACAUACUUGGCAGCAUCGAAAGGUAGCGAAGAUCUCCCACAGAAACUGAUUCAGGACAAAGCCAAUACAUAUUCAGAGAACCUUCAAUCUGAUAAAACGACAGCUAUCGCAAAAAUUCAGGACGGUCUUCAGUACCUGUCUUAUGUAAUCGUCUCAACAGCAAUGCCAGCAGCAUCCUGAAGGCAGUUAGUUAAUCAUUUCAACAAAAAACUAUUACAAAAUCCGAAAGGGAUAAUAUAUCUAUAUGAUUUGUAAAUAGUUGAAAUUCUUAGUUAAUCUGGCUUCUUAUUCUGCCUGCUUUGUUUUACUUCCGUGAUGAAACUGAUAAUCUUAAAUCGGUUGCCUUGUCGACUGAUGGAUGUUAUUUUUCAUCUAACUUUGUGGAUUUUAAGCUGGUGAUUUCCCAUCGUUUUUUCAAGGGAAUCGAAUUACUGUU
This is a messenger RNA of Impatiens glandulifera, 1970 nucleotides long. RefSeq lists its product as uncharacterized. Lineage: Eukaryota; Viridiplantae; Streptophyta; Magnoliopsida; Ericales; Balsaminaceae. The transcript is spliced from 9 exons. Bases 167 to 1714 code for a protein of 515 amino acids. The record is from RefSeq and is a predicted model, not a curated record.